Ylistrum balloti is the source of this 13667-nucleotide messenger RNA. RefSeq names its product dynein axonemal heavy chain 6-like. The transcript has 74 exons. Gene Ontology annotation, cellular component: dynein complex. Gene Ontology annotation, biological process: microtubule-based movement. The record is from RefSeq and is a predicted model, not a curated record. The coding region runs from base 1 to 12627 and encodes 4208 amino acids. Lineage: Eukaryota; Metazoa; Mollusca; Bivalvia; Pectinida; Pectinidae. Gene Ontology annotation, molecular function: ATP binding; dynein light intermediate chain binding; ATP hydrolysis activity.
AUGUCCUAUGGACCACAUCCGACCCGCCACAGUAUGAAUGGGGCCUUUGGAACCCCACUCAUGGAUGGCAUGGAGGUGAACGGCACAUCCCAAAAUGGUCAUUUGACAAGCAGUCAGCCAACAGGCUUGAGGACAAUUGAUCCUGAGGCUUUGAAGAAUCGUUUAUAUUCUUAUGCACCACAGCAGUCUAGAGGAAAUUCCAAAGCUCUUAAUUUUGGAAGAGUCACAAGAGCUCAGAUGAAGAAAGCGAAUAUUCCUCGUGCUGCAAAGCUAGAACCAGUGCCUAGCCUACAGAAGUACCAAGAAAGGAAUCAGCCGGAGUUCCUACAGAGGAAGUUCCGUGAGGAACAAAUUGCUAGGGGAACAUUAAUCCAGAAGGAGGAACCAGCCUCUAAAAAGAUGCGGAGACAGGGGUCAGUAGAUCCUCUGGAAAGGAGUGCCACAGAGUCACCCCUUCCAGACCUUCCAGAGGACUUGAAGACCAAACAGGAAUCCCUAGUACGGAUGCCCACUCCUCCAAAGUCUCCUAAACCUGCAUCCCCCAGAAGUAGAGUUCAUGCCCAGGGACCAAAAGUACAACAGUCUACCAAACCAAAAUUGCUGGAGACAUUUGAGGGACUUUGUGAUGCCCAGGAAAUCAUAGACAUCAUCAAAUAUGACAGAGGUGUAGGCUUCAUGUACCUCAGUCCUGCUGUGCCAAAAACAUCAGUCAAAUAUCACUACUACAACCUCAGGGUUGUGAGUCACGAGAACAUCAACAAGGCAGACUAUUGUACAAUCAGCCAGCAAGGUGCUGCCCGUAUGAGAAGUGACGACGAAACAGAAUUUGUUACACUGGACCGCUGGGAACAAGAGUAUCACUAUUUUCAGAAACUCAUCAAGAUCCGAACUUUUGCGCUGUUCAGGAAGUGGAAGGCAUUUAACGUGUGGCGUAAAAAUGUGAGAACAAAGCGACUAAAGGACUGCACUAAAUCCCUAAACGAGAACCUCUUCAUUGUCAACCCAUCGUUGCGGCCAGCUCUGCUUAAUGUACGAGAGAUGUGUCACCGUAUCAGUGAUAUGGGUCUGUGUAAGGUGGAGAAGGGCAACACGUACACCCUCACAGACUUCAAGGACGCACAGUUCAAACAGCUGGAGGAGGUUGCUGGUCGUUUGACUGAGUUCCGAGAGCUGGUUAAGGAGGUUGUACGCAGUGCUUGUAGAACUGCCCUACUAGAGGCAGGUUUCACCCCAGAUGAUUACUUCUAUGAUGGCGCUGAAAGUCCAGGACUCAUGGGUGAUGCUGCUCCAGGGACAUCCUCCAGUUAUCUCAUGCCUAGUAACUAUGAUAUGGACAUAUAUGGUGAAGCACCUGACAGGAUGACUUACACUGAACAGGCCAACAAACGCUCUCACUGUAAACAGCUCACAAACUUUAUCCGUCUGGCAGAUUACCUCAUUGUAAACACGAUGCAUGUGUUGGCCGUAAACUCUGUAUCCACACUUCUUAACUACCUCACGGAGCAGCUAUCGUCCACACCGACCAUCGCACAGAUCCAGGCAUUUGCAGACGAGGCCAAGGAAGAAGCUGAUAAGCUGAUUGAAAAUGAGGACGGAGAGAAGCCUAAAAAGGAUGAAAAAGAAAAAGUGAAAGAAGUUCCAAGUACUGAUGCUACGGUAGGUGAUGAGGAUGAAGUUCCCCAGGCCCCGCCCCUCUUCAUCACGGAGUUUGUUCUGGAACCAAACCAGCUUCUUUUCCAGCCAGAUCUGGAGGAUUUCCAGGAGGGACUGAAGGAUGUCAUACAGAAAUUCCAGGAUGCUGUGCUGUCUGUACAGAAUCUUGUCCCUGAUACUUACUUUGAUGCCUUUACAAGGCCGAUCAUAAACAACAAGUUUGAGGAGAAGACAUGCGGUGAUGGACCAAGCCUCACCACCAUGUUUGAGGACGACAAACAUCUUAACACCAUCAUUGAUAACAUCAAGGAUGCUACAGCAGCCGCUUUCAACGCAGCCUCACAGUACGCAGACACCUUCGAGCCGCAUCGUGAAUUCUUCAGGGAAAAUGAGAGUAUGGACCUGGAGGCUGUCAAAACACGGGAGCAUGAUGUUGCAUUCUUUACGGAGGCUUUGGAACGCUUCAAUGGCCAGCAUCGCAUGGCCCAGGUGAUCAAGGAAAAACGACCAAUCGGGAUGCUCCUUGUGGACGGCACCAAGAUGAAGAACCUGUUGAUACCUUCCCCGUUACGCUGUCUGGACGUGGUGAACGAUCUGCUGCCUAUCAAGGCUCACAAUGAAGUGAACCGUCUUAUAGCUGAACUACAGGAUGCUCAGUUUAAACUGGAAUUUGCACCGACCACAACAAUGGAGUUUGUGAAGACGCUUACAUUCCUGGACGAUAUACAAGUCAGGAUUGACCCAGCUGAGAAGGAGGCUAUGGUAGUUAAGGAUAUGUAUGAGUUGAUAGACCUGUACAGUGUACCAACACCUCCAGAGGACUUCGCUGUCUACCAGACACUUGGCCCAAGUAUUACAAAUGUGCGUAAUGCCAUUGACAAGAGUUUGACAGAACGAGAUGCCAACAUUGACAAGUUCUGCACCCACCUUGACAAGGAUAUUGCUGAACUGGCAAAGGAGGUCAAGGAGGUUAAACAGGAGGCACAGAACCCUAUGAUCUUGGAUGUGAACUCUGAGAAGGACAAAGUGCGUAACAUUCUGUCAAGGUUAUUGACACAGAUGGAUGACCUUCAGAAACGUGCCUUCACCUACAAAUCCUACCAAAAGAACUUUAAGGUGGAGGUAACGAAGUUUGAUGCACUGGAGGAAGCACACGCAGAACUCAAACUGAAGGAGUUGCUGUGGACAGCCAUUGACGACUGGGAUAAACUACUGUUGGAUUGGACGACUGUUCCAUUUGAGACGCUGGAUCCCGAAGCCAUGAAUGCGACUACGAUGAAGUAUGCCAAGUCUGUGAUGCAGUUAGAGAAAGGACUUCCACCUAACCAGGUUGUACCAGUAUUGAAAGAAAAGGUGGAGGAGAUGAGAGAAAGGCUGCCUGUGAUAACAGACCUUCGAAACCCCACUCUGAAACCUCGCCACUGGGAAAUGAUUGAGAACAUACUUGAUCACAAAUUUACUCCGGAGGAUCCUUUGACUUUUGGAAAACUUACGGAGAUACAGGCCUUCAAGAGUGCUGAAGCCCUCCAAGAGAUCUCUGGCAAGGCUAGUUCUGAAGCCAGUCUUGAAAGCAUCCUCAAGAAGGUCGAGGAUUCCUGGAAGACAACAGAAUUUAUGGUACUUUACCACAAAGAUAGCAAGGAUGUGUUCAUUCUUGGUGGAACAGAUGAAAUCCAACAGCUCCUUGACGACAGCAACAUCAACAUAGCAACCAUUGCCAGCUCUCGUCAUGUUGGACCAAUUAAAUCUCGUGUGGAUGACUGGGUCAAACAGCUUGAUCUCUUUGGAAAGACCUUGGAUGAAUGGCUGAACUGCCAGAGAUCCUGGCUGUAUUUGGAGUCGAUCUUUAGUGCCCCCGACAUACAGCGUCAGCUUCCAGCGGAGGCAAAAAUGUUCAUGCAGGUGGACAAAUCCUACAAAGACAUUAUGAGGAAGGUAAACAAGGUGCCACUAGCCAUCCGUGCAGCUACACAGCCUGGACUUUUGGAGACAUUCCAGAACAACAAUGCCCUCCUUGACCAGAUCCAGAAGUGUCUUGAGGCUUACCUAGAAUCAAAACGAGCCAUCUUCCCACGGUUUUACUUCCUGUCUAACGAUGAGUUGCUGGAGAUUCUGGCCCAGACUAGGAACCCCUUAGCAGUACAACCCCAUCUCCGGAAGUGCUUCGAUGCCAUUGCCAAAUUGGAGUUUGGCAUUCAGUCAGAGCAGACUGAAGAUCAAGAAGUACAGUACAGUAACGACAUUCUUGCCAUGGUGUCACCAGAGAGUGAGAAAGUCAGCCUCGGCAGGGGGCUGAAGGCCAGAGGUAACGUGGAAGACUGGCUUGGAAAGGUAGAGGAAGCCAUGUUUUCUAAUCUUCGUCGUCUCACCAAGGCGGCCAUUGGUGACUUUGAGAAACGUCCUCGUAAGGAAUGGGUUGUCUCCCAUGCUUCUCAGAUUGUGCUGGCAGUGUCACAAAUUGUCUGGUGUCGGGAUGUGACAGAAAUUUUAGAAAGCGACACAUUUGACCGCGUAGAGGGAAUGAAAGAAUUUGAACAGAAAAACUUUAGAGAUCUGAAUGAGUUGGCUAGUGUUGUGCGCCAGGAAAUCCCCAAACUAGCGCGUGCAAACCUGUGUGCCCUGAUCACCAUUGACGUACACGGUAGAGAUAUGAUCACGGAGAUGUGUCAAAACAAGGUGGAUGACGUCAACAGCUUUGAGUGGCAGAAGCAGCUGCGCUAUUACUGGGACCUUGAGAUUGACAACUGUGCUAUCCGUAUGUCAAACUCCCUGUAUGUGUGUGGGUAUGAGUAUCUGGGGGCUUCAGCUCGUCUGGUCAUCACUCCACUCACUGAUCGCUGCUAUCUAUGUCUGAUGGGGGCACUACAGCUUGACCUGGGUGGGGCCCCAGCAGGUCCGGCAGGAACAGGAAAGACUGAGACCACAAAAGAUCUUGCUAAAGCCCUGUCUAAACAGUGUGUUGUCUUCAACUGCUCCGAUGGUCUCGACUACAAGAUGAUGGGUCGUUUCUUCUCUGGCCUGGCUCAGUCUGGUGCCUGGUGCUGCUUCGACGAGUUCAACCGGAUUGACAUUGAGGUGUUGUCUGUGAUUGCCCAGCAGUUGAUUACAAUCAGAAAUGCCAAAGCUGCCAAAGUAUCAAGAUUCAUGUUUGAGGGCCGUGAGAUCAAACUUAUCUCCACAUGCGCUGCCUUCAUCACAAUGAACCCAGGAUAUGCUGGUCGUACUGAACUACCUGACAACCUUAAAGCACUGUUCCGACCCUUCGCUAUGAUGGUGCCCGACUAUCGUUUAAUCGCAGAAGUGAUCCUCUACUCUGAGGGUUUUGAAUCCUCCAAGAAUCUGGCUCAGAAAAUGACCCAGAUGUACAAGUUGUGUAGUGAACAGCUCUCCCAGCAGGAUCAUUAUGACUUUGGUAUGCGUGCCGUGAAAUCUGUGCUUGUGAUGGCAGGAGCACUGAAGAGACAGAAUCCUGACAAGAGUGAGGAUGUAGUGUUGAUUCGUGCACUCAGGGACAGUAAUCUGCCGAAAUUUCUCCAACAGGAUGCUCUCCUGUUCCAGGCCAUUUUACAAGAUCUGUUCCCUGGCGUCGAGAUUCCGGAACACGACUACGGACGUCUACGUGAGGAAAUCAUUAAUGUGAUUGAGGCGAAGAAUCUACAGGUAGUGGAAACCCAGAUCACCAAAAUCAUACAGCUGUAUGAGACCAUGGUGGUACGACAUGGGGUCAUGCUGGUUGGACCGACCGGGGGCGGCAAGACUAGUGUUUACAAUAUACUCGGAGACACACUGACCAAUCUCCACACCGCCAAAGUGGACAACUAUUUCUACCAACCUGUACACACAUAUGUAAUGAACCCGAAGGCCAUCACCAUGGAGGAGUUGUACGGAGGAGUCAACAAACUCACGCUGGAGUGGGCAGACGGCCUCAUGGCCAUCACUGUUAGGAAAUGUGUCAACGACACAACGGAGGACCAUCAGUGGGUGAUAUGUGACGGUCCAGUUGAUGCCCUUUGGAUUGAGAACAUGAAUACUGUGCUGGAUGAUAACAAGAUGUUGUGUCUUGCCAACAGUGAACGAAUCAAAUUCACCCCGUUCAUUCACAUGUUGUUUGAAGUUCAGGACUUAGCCGUGGCCUCACCUGCCACUGUCAGUCGCUGUGGUAUGGUGUUUAUUGAUCCCGGAGAGCUAAAAUGGCUACCGUUUGUCCAGACUUGGAUUACAAAUUUCUCAGAGAAGAUGAAGCCGGAGACUUCUGAAUAUCUACUAGAACUGUUCAAGAAGUAUGUGGAAUCUGGCCUGGUCUUUGUCCACAAGAAGUGUACUCAAGCCAUUAACCAGGUUGACAUCAACAAGGUCUCCAUGUUGUGUAAGCUGCUCGAGUCUCUAUUGUUCCAACGAGGAGGCCCUGACUUGAGUAUGGACCCCAGCAAACUUAACAUCAUUAUAUGUACGACCUUCGUAUUCUGCUAUGUCUGGUCCAUCGGAGGUAACCUCAUCGAGACAAACUGGGAUGCUUUUGACUCGUUCUGUCGCAAUCUGUUUGAUGAUAACGGUGAUGCCAAGUUACCAGCCGGAGGGGAUCUGUGGAGUUGUUAUAUGGACUUUGAGACACGUCGAAUGGACAACUGGGAGAAGAUAGUGCCUGCCUUUAAGUAUGAUAAGGAGAUGCCAUUCUUUGAGAUGUUGGUACCUACUGUUGAUACAGUGCGCUUUGGAUACCUACUACAGAAGUUAUUAGCCGUGCGAUUCUCAGUUCUAUUCACUGGAGGAACUGGCGUUGGCAAGUCUGUGAUAGCAAGAGGCCUGCUGAACAAUAUCGCAGAGAAAGCUGAUUACGUGCCCGUCUUCAUCAACUUCUCAGCUCAGACCAGCAGCAAACGUACCCAGGAAAUGAUUGAGGGCAAACUAGAGAAGAGAAGGAAAAAUGUCAUUGGUGCGCCGACUGGAAAACGAGUAAUCAUCUUCAUUGAUGAUCUCAACAUGCCAAAACUAGACACAUAUGGAUCACAGCCUCCAAUUGAACUUCUACGACAGUACCAAGAUUUUGGUGGCAUGUACGACCGUCAAAAACUCAACUGGAAGGAGAUUCAGGACGUAACACUGGCAGCUGCAUGUGCGCCCCCUGGUGGUGGCCGUAAUCCUGUGUCACCCAGAAUGUUCCGUCAUUUUGCCAUGCUGUGUAUUCCCUCACCUUCGGAACACAGUCUGAAGCACAUGUUUAUGCAAAUUUUGACUGGGUUCCUCAUGGAUUUCCCGACCUCAGUACGACAGUGCACAGAGUCGAUUGUUACUGCGGCAGUGGAGAUUUACGGGAGAAUGUACACAGACUUACUCCCCACACCCGCAAAGUCUCACUAUGUCUUCAACCUCCGAGAUCUCUCCAAAUGUGUACAGGGUGUACUCCAGGCUGACACAGGUGUGAUCAGAGACAAUAAGCAGAUGUUCCGUCUGUUCUGUCAUGAGGCCAUGCGUGUGUUCCACGACCGACUUAUUAACAAUGAAGACAAACAGUACUUCUAUACGAUCCUGGCAGAGAUGGCUAGCAAACAUUUUGGAGAGAAUGUGGAGCCAGACUCUUUCUCGGCUAACCCAAUUCUGUUUGGAGACUUCAUUAAGAUGGGUGCUGAUGCCGCAGACCGUUUGUAUGAAGAACUGGAAUUGAAGAAAGUUAAAAGUGUGCUGCAAGAUUACCUGGAUGAUUUCAACAUGCAAUCCUCAAAGGAGAUGAAGCUAGUGUUUUUCAUGGACGCUAUCGAACAUGUGUCACGUAUUACUCGAAUGAUCCGACAGGAGCGAGGCAACGCCCUUCUUGUUGGUGUUGGUGGUACUGGUAAACAGUCCCUCACCAGACUUGCUGCUCAUAUCUGUGGAUACCAGAAUUUCCAGAUAGAGUUGAGUCGAGGUUACGACUAUAACGCAUUUCACGAUGAUCUGAAGAAACUUUACCAAUCGGCAGGAGUAAAGAAUGAACACACUGUCUUCUUGUUUACAGAUACACAGAUUGUAGUGGAGGAGUUUUUAGAGGAUAUCAACAAUAUCCUUAACUCUGGUGAAGUUCCAAACCUGUUUGAACCGGAUGAGUAUGAACAGCUUAUCAUUGGAUGUCGGGCUGGCGCCAAGGAAGCUGGUAUCCCAGAGGGGAACAGAGACGCCAUCUAUGAGUUCUGUAUUAACCGUGUCAGGAAUAACUUACACAUUGUGUUGUGUAUGAGUCCAGUGGGAAAUGCUUUCCGAACGCGCUGUCGGAUGUUCCCGUCCUUGGUGAACUGCUGUACUAUCGACUGGUUUACAGAGUGGCCAAGGGAAGCUUUGCUCGGUGUGUCACAGUCCUUCUUUGAAAAUGUUGAACUCGGCAAAGAUGAACUCAGAACGUCCGUCGCCGAGAUGUGUGUGGAGAUACACACCAGUGUAAGCAGUAUGGCAGAACGAUUCUACUCUGAACUGAAGCGACGUUACUACACCACUCCCACCAGCUACUUAGAGUUAAUCAACCUGUAUCUGAGCAUGCUCGGCGAGAAAACAAAGUCACUGAAGAAUGCUCGUGAUCGAGUCCAGAAUGGUCUGAUUAAGCUACUGGAGACCAAUGAGUUGGUGGACAACAUGAAGAAGGAGCUGGUAGCUCUGGAGCCGGAGCUAAAGAAGAAAUCACAGGACACGAAUGAGUUGAUGGAACGUCUGGUGGUGGACCAAGAAUCAGCGGACAAGGUGCGUAAAGUUGUCAUGGAAGACGAAGCCACAGCUAAAGCUAAAGCCGAGGAGACUCAGGCCAUCGCAGACGACGCCCAGAGAGACCUGGAUCAAGCUCUCCCUGCCUUAGAUGCUGCAGUAAAGGCUCUUGAUGCUCUUGACAAGAAUGACAUCGCUGAGAUCCGUGUGUUCUCUAAACCACCAGAGUUGGUACAAACUGUCAUGGAGGCUGUGUGUAUAUUAAUGGGAAGCAAGACAGACUGGGCAUCAGCUAAGUCGUUGUUGGGCGACUCUAAUUUCCUCAAGAACAUGUUAAAUUAUGACAAAGACAGCAUUGCUGAGAGCACAUUAAGGAAACUGAAGAAAUAUGUAGACAAUCCUAAGUUUGUUCCUGAGGCUGUGGAGAAAGUCUCCAAGGCCUGUAAGUCCAUGUGCAUGUGGGUUCUUGCUAUGGAUUGUUACUCGCACGUCUUUAAAACAGUGGAGCCGAAGAGACAAAAGCUAGCAGCAGCUGAAUCCGAACUGGAAACAGUCAUGUCCUUGUUAAAGGAGAAGCAGGACCAGUUGGCAGCCGUCGAGGCAAAGAUUGCCGAACUACAGAAGACAUACGAUGAAAGUGUCGCAGAAAAACAGAAACUAGAACGCAAUAUUGCCCAGACAGCAUCCCGCCUGAAACGUGCAGCUAAGCUAACGACAGCUUUGGGCGAUGAGCAAGUGAGAUGGGAUGAAACAGUCAAGGACUUUAACAAACAAAUCGGUAAUGUGGUGGGUGAUGUGUUUGUGUCUGCGGCUUGUGUGGCGUACUAUGGAGCAUUUACAGCAAAGUACCGUCACGAGCUGGUGUCUGGGUGGACAGAGCGAUGUCAGGAGAUGGAAAUUCCAGUCACUCCAGGAAUGACCAUCAUCUCCGUCCUCGCUGACCCGUUUGAGAUCCGACAGUGGAACAUGGAUGGUCUCCCGAAGGAUCAGUUGUCCACAGAAAAUGCCAUCUUGGUGACACGGGGCCGAAGAUGGCCCCUCAUGAUAGACCCACAAGAACAGGCUAACCGAUGGAUUAGAAGUAAAGAAGCUAAAAAUGGCCUGAAGUUCAUCAAGCUCACUGACAGUAAUUUCCUUCGCACCCUGGAGAACUGUAUACGUAUUGGUAUGCCUGUGCUAUGCGAGGACCUUGGCGAGUCUCUAGAUCCGGCACUCGAGCCUGUCCUCCUCAAACAGACGUUUAUGUCUGGUGGCCGUCUACUGAUCCGUCUCGGAGACAGUGAUAUUGAUUACGACCGUAACUUCCGUUUCUUCAUGACGUCCAAGAUGACAAAUCCUCAUUACCUCCCUGAGGUGUGUAUCAAAGUGACCAUCAUCAACUUCACAGUCACCAAACAGGGACUAGAGGACCAGUUACUGGGUGAUGUGGUUGGCUUAGAGAGACCAGACCUAGAAGAACAAAGAAAUCAGCUUAUCAUGAAGAUUAACGCUGAUAAGAACCAAUUAAAGGCUAUUGAGGAUAGGAUUCUCAAGCUUUUAUUUGAAUCAGAAGGCAACAUCUUGGACAAUGAGGAGCUUAUCAACACUCUUAACGAAUCCAAGGUGACUUCAGGUGUGAUAAAACAGCGUCUGGCUGAGGCAGAAGUGACAGAGGAGAAAAUUAACACAGCUCGUGAGAAGUACAUCCCAGUGGCUGCACGCGGCUCUGUCAUGUACUUUGUUGUCGCUGACAUGGGCGAGGUAGACCCCAUGUACCAGUUCUCACUGAAGUACUUCAAACAGCUUUUCAACACCACUAUUUCCACAAGUGAGAAGAACUCUGACCUACAGAAGCGUCUUAAGAUUUGUCUUGAUGAAACAACAAGUGCUAUCUACAAAAAUGUUGCCAGGGCACUGUUUGAGAAAGACAAGCUUGUGUUUUCCUUCAUGUUGUGUGUGGAAAUCAUGAAACAAGAAGGUUUCAUCUCGAUACCUGAAUGGAACUUCUUCCUGCGUGGUGCUGCCGGCAUGGACCGUCAACGGGCCCCUAAACCAGAUGUGGACUUUAUAAAGGUACUCACGUGGAAUCAAGCCUGUGAUAUCAACGAUACCCUUCCUAUCUUUAGAGGUGUGCAUACAGAUCUCCUCAAAACACCAGUGUGGGUCAAACUCGGAGAAACUGAGAUCCAUGCCAAUCCUGACGAAUAUGAAACAUACGAGCCACUUCCUCCAGAGCCAGAACCAUUGAAGGAAGGUCAGGAACAGGAAAUAGAGGUCGAUGAUGGCAAGAUCAAAGGUCACUGGAAUCUUCGUCUCACGAGCUUCCAGAAACUUAUGUUCAUCAAAGUUUUCCAGGAAGAGAAGACAAUCUUUGCCGUGACUGACUUUGUGCGUGAGAACCUCGGACAACAAUUUGUGGAGAGUCCUCCAGUUAGUCUACAGACCCUCUAUGAUGACAUGAACAAAAUCACACCUCUAGUGUUUGUGCUGAGUACAGGAUCUGAUCCCAUGGGAGCCUUCCUGAGGUUUGCGAGGGAGAAAGGUUACUCAGACAAGAUUCAGUCAAUCUCCUUGGGACAAGGGCAGGGACCUGUGGCUGAGAAGCUGAUUGCAAGUGCUGUGAAGAGUGGUGACUGGGUCAUUUUACAGAACUGUCACCUGGCUGCUUCCUGGAUGUUGUCUAUGGAGAAUGUUGUGAAACAGAUGGGAGAAGCGCCACAUGAUAUACACGAAGAUUUCCGCCUCUUCCUCAGCUCUAUGCCCUCUAAGACAUUCCCUGUCAGUGUCCUUCAGAACAGUGUCAAGGUCACCAAUGAACCUCCUAAGGGCCUGCGUGCAAAUAUGAGGCGUGCAUUUGGCGAGAUGACGCCCACCUUCUUUGAAGAAAAUGUGUUGGGAGUGAAAUGGAAGAGAAUGAUCUUCGGACUUUGUUUCUUCCAUGCCAUUAUUCUGGAAAGGAAGAAGUUUGGUCCACUAGGAUGGAAUAUACGGUACGAGUUCAGUGACAGUGACAGAGAGUGUGCCCUACUUAACCUACAGAUGUUCUGUAAAGACGGCAACAUUCCAUGGGAUGCACUCAUCUACAUCUCCAGAGAGAUUACAUAUGGAGGGCGUGUCACUGAUGUUCAUGACAAGAGAUGUCUUGGUACAGUACUUAAAACAUUUUUCUACCCUGAGACACUUGCUCCAGAUUACCUGUACUCACCUUCAGGUAUCUACUACGCCCCAGACUUUGAGGAACUGCAACAGUACAGAGACUACAUUGAGUCCUUACCACAGGUUGAGGAACCAGAAAUAUUUGGCAUGCACGAAAACGCCAAUAUAGCAUUCCAGAACCAAGAAACCACAGCCCUGGUGACUACAAUUCUAGACGUACAACCACGUUUGUCUUCUGGUGGUACUGGCAAGUCAAACGAUGAAAUUGUGUAUGAACUAGCCGAGAAUAUUCUGGAGAAGAUGAUGGACAAAUUAGACAUUGAUGAGGCAAACCAGGAGAUGUUUGCACUGGACGCCAAGGGUCGUCUUAACUCACUCACAACUGUCCUCACACAGGAGGUUGACCGCUUCAACAACCUGCUCAGAGUCAUCAAGAACUCUCUCCUGACACUGCAGAAAGCCAUUAAGGGGAUGGUGGUAAUGAGUGAAGCCCUAGAAGGGGUCUACAAUGCUUUCCUCAACAAACAGGUGCCGACAAUGUGGGCGAAUGCUGCCUACCCCUCUCUGAAGCCCCUAGGCUCAUGGGUAGAGGAUCUGACAUAUCGUACCGCCUUUAUUGACAACUGGAUCAGACAUGGACUACCCAAGUCGUUCUGGAUGUCAGGUUUCUUCUUCCCUCAAGGUUUCUUGACGGGGUCUCUUCAGAAUUAUGCCCGUAAGUACAACCUACCCAUUGAUCAUCUCUCGUUCCACUUCCAUCCCAUGAAGCUUUUCCGGGACCAGAAGGAAGUCACAAAACAAAUGGCGGAGCUGAAAUUCGGAGAGGAGAUCGAACUUGACAAAGAGAUCGUACUUCCGGAGGAUGGUGUGCUGGUACACGGCAUGUUUAUGGAUGGAUGUCGUUGGGACACCGAAGAUAUGGUUGUUGUUGAUUCUGUUCCUGGCAUCAUGAACGAUGUUCUUCCUGUGAUACAUAUGGAGCCUAAGAUGGACUUCAGUCCCGACCCAGAGGACUACCGAGCUCCACUUUACAAAACAUCGGCCCGCGCUGGUGUCCUCUCCACCACAGGUCAUUCAACCAACUUUGUAGUGAUGACCCAUUUACCAUCCAAGUUCUCCAACGACUACUGGAUUGCCAAGGGUGCCGCACUGCUGUGUCAACUCAACGACUAAUCAGGGAUACACCAUACACCAGCAACUGACUUAUAAAAUAUCAUCAAAUAGUGAAAAAAAACCACGAUUACUGACCCGUUAUUGGGAGGAGCCAAAUGUGCUAUAUAUAGUAGAAAGUGUUUAUUACGAUUUGUGUAAAAAACUUUUCAUGGAAUUAAAUUAUUUUUGUAUCAAAAUUUUAACGAGGUUUGAUCUAUCCGACGAAUUCCUGGACACGGUGUGUUUCUCCUUGUAUAUUUAAAAUCAAAGUUAUUUCAUGUGUUAUAAAAGUAAUAAUCAUCAUUCAUUAAAAACUGUCAGCUUGAUGGCAUAUUUAAAAAAAGUAAUUCAUUGAUUUGUGGGGAUGUGUAUAGAGAUAAGAAAAAAAGAAAUUAAAGAUGAAUUCAGUCCGAUAAACUAUUUAACAGAACAGAAUGCAGGUAAUUUUAGUCAUAUAAAAAAAAAAGUUGAACUUGAGAAUUUCCAGUCCUUGUUUUUUUUAUCAAAUUUCUGAUACUGAGAAGGGAUCUCUUGCAUGUUAAAUGAGUUUUAUCUCGUGCCUGUUUUUUUAAAUUGUGUCUUAAUCACCUCACUGUUAAAUAAUCAUUAAAUGUGCCUUGUCUAUAUCAUAGUGUUAAAUUGUUUGUACAUUCCUUGUAUUUAUUUGCCUUUCAGAAUAAAUUCGGUUUCCUUAUUUACAUUCGUUAAGAACCCCGAUUAUCUUUAGAUUCCGUCCGUUUGACUGUGAUAUUAACUUGACACUAGGAGUCAGCCUCUAUAUUUAUAGUAACUGUGUCCCAGGCCUUACACAGUGUGUAGUGAAGUAGAAUGAUCUAAUAUACAAUUAUAUGUGAUAAACCUGGAUCCUCAUCGUGACAUAGUAUUAUAUGUAAUUUUAUACGUUGAUACAAUACGUACUAAAGUAUUUUACUGAUAAACUCUAUCUAUUUAUGUGAUAUUUAAACUUCAAAUUCAUGAUGCGUUUUUGUUUUUAUGUACAUUUUUGAAUAUAUUGAAGUACAAUUUUGUUUAAAAUUUGACAAGAUGGCAUCACUAUUUUG